GGAGGGGAAGGUGCGGAGCGGACGGACGCGUGAGUGAGCGAGCGAGCGAGCCCGGGGCCCCUGGGCGGCGGAGCCCUCGGGAGCUCGCACGGCCGGCAUGGCGGCCCCCGGAGCGCGCGGGGCGAGCCUCUCGGGCCUGCUGCCCGCGCAGACGUCGCUCGAGUACGCCCUGCUGGACGCCGUCACCCAGCAGGAGAAGGACGAGCUGGUCUACCAGUACCUGCGCAAGGUGGACGGCUGGGAGCGGGACCUGGCGGUGCCCGAGUUCCCGGAAGGGUUAGAAUGGCUGAACACAGAAGAGCCUCUUUCUGUUUACAAGGAUCUGUGUGGAAAAGUGGUUGUCCUCGACUUCUUCACGUACUGCUGCAUUAACUGUAUCCACGUGCUGCCCGAUCUCCACGCCCUGGAGCGCAGAUUCUCCGACAAAGAUGGUCUUCUGAUUGUGGGUGUUCACUCAGCUAAGUUUCCAAAUGAAAAGGUCCUGGACAAUAUCAAGAGUGCUGUCCUUCGGUACGACAUCACCCACCCUGUGGUUAACGAUGCAGAUGCCAGCCUUUGGCAGGAGCUUGAAGUCUCCUGCUGGCCCACACUGGUCAUCCUGGGACCUCGUGGAAACAUGCUGUUUUCUUUGAUUGGAGAGGGACACAAAGAUAAACUGUUUUCAUAUACUUCUAUGGCUUUAAAGUAUUACAAAGACAGGGGACAGAUCAGAGACGGGAAGAUUGGAAUAAAACUCUUUAAAGAGUCUCUGCCACCGUCACCAUUGCUGUUCCCUGGCAAAGUCACCGUGGACCAUGCUACCGGCAGACUGGUGGUUGCAGACACUGGGCACCAUAGAAUCUUGGUCAUUCAGAAAAACGGACAGAUUCAGUACAGCAUUGGAGGACCUAACCCUGGAAGAAAAGAUGGAAUGUUUUCAGAGUCGUCUUUUAAUUCUCCACAGGGUGUAGCUAUCGUGAAUAAUGUCAUCUAUGUGGCUGACACUGAAAACCACCUUAUAAGAAAGGUUGACCUAGAAGCUGAGAAGGUGAGCACUGUUGCUGGCGUCGGCGUCCAAGGGACAGAUACCGAGGGGGGAGAGAGAGGCGAGAAGCAGCCCAUCAGCUCCCCGUGGGAUGUCGUGGUUGGAACCUCAGGUUCAGAGGUCCAAAGAAAUGACAUCCUGUGGAUAGCCAUGGCCGGGACUCAUCAGAUAUGGGCACUCCUCCUGGACUCUGGCUCACUGCCAAAGAAAAGUGAGCUAAAAAAGGGGACCUGCCUUCGUUUUGCUGGGAGUGGAAAUGAAGAGAACCGAAACAAUGCAUAUCCUCACAAGGCGGGUUUUGCCCAACCCUCAGGCCUCUCUCUGGCCCCAGAAGACCCCUGGAGCUGCCUCUUUGUGGCAGAUAGCGAGAGCAGCACAGUGAGAAGCGUCUCACUCAAAGAUGGAGCGGUGAAGCACCUUGUAGGAGGAGAGCGGGACCCCAUGAAUUUAUUUGCUUUUGGUGACAUUGAUGGAGCAGGCAUCGACGCGAAACUUCAACAUCCACUUGGGGUUGCAUGGGACCAGAAGAGGGACCUGCUGUAUGUGGCGGACUCCUAUAAUCACAAGAUUAAAGUUGUAGAUCCAAAAACAAAAGUCUGCACAACGCUAGCGGGAACCGGAGUUGCAAACAAUGCUGUUUCCAGUUUUGUGGAGUCGGCCUUUAAUGAGCCUGGAGGCUUGUGUGUCGGUGAGAGCGGUCGGCUGUUGUAUGUAGCAGACACCAAUAAUCACCAGAUCAAAGUGAUGGACCUGGAAACGAGGACAGUCUCUGUGCUCCCAAUCCUCAAGCCUGGCAGUGUCGUGGUCGACGGCGCCUUCCCGACAGAGAAACAGAAGACAGUGCCCAAAGUGCCCAAGGCUGCCCCAAACAUUGAACUCACCCCUGUGGCUGUGCGUCCUGGCCAGACUCUGCAACUCAAGCUCAAGCUGGACCUUCCUCCAGGAGCAAAGCUGACAGAAGGCGUGACAAGCUGCUGGUUCCUGACUGCUGAAGGCAAUGAGUGGCUUCUUCAGGAACAGAUCCCAUCUGGAGACAUAGAGAGUAUUUCCAGUCAGCCCACAAUUUCACUGCGGAUUCCUGCCGAUUGCCUGUCACUUGAAGCUGUGAUAUCCGUCAGCGUGUUUCUUUACUACUGUAGUGCAGACAGUAGUGCGUGCAUGAUGAAGGCAAUCUUGUUCAGGCAGCCUUUGCACAUAACUGAUACCCAGCCAGGCUGUGGAGUUCCCGUAGAGCUCACACAUGUGUUCUAGAGAGCCAGCCAGAAGGAGGCCGCUCACCACAGCCCUCACCACAGCCACCACCACAAAGCCCCAUCCAUCCUCCAUCUGUCGUUUAGGGAGAAAGCAUUACGGAAGCCCAUUGCUCAGUUGUGACAACUGACACCAAAAUAAAGUUGUGCUCCUUAUUAACAUUUUAAUUCUAAACAAAUUUCUUCAUUUCAGCUGUGUACUAGCCGGGCAAUGCCCAUCAUUUAAACCACAGUAAUGUAAGCUUUGCUGCUCUCGGCACAAGGCUGCAGUCCAGGCUGUCUUAGAUGAUACUGUGAUUUUCAGUCAAUACCAAUGACACCAGGGGUUUUAAGUGACCUCUUCUGCCUUGUCAGUGGCAGUAAGCCCACCUCGUGUGUGACCGUCACAGUAACUGGACGGCCCUCAGCUGUGCACCUUUAUGUGAGACGCCUCCAGUUAGUGUCUAAGGUCUGCUUGAAGCCGCAACAACAAACACUAUGCUCACUAGAAGCUGAAAGCACACGAGAGGUCACUGAUUAUCUCUUCUGUGUUUUUUCAAAUCUGAGGUAUUUUUAAAAGAGAGUUUUGAUCUAUUUUUAUUAUAAAUUAUUUGUUUUAACAUGCCAUUAUUAAUGCCUUAUAACUUUAUACAGAGAAACAAUUUCUAAGGGCAUGAAGACCUAUUCUUAACUAUUUUUCAAAUGAACAUAUUCCUAACAGACAAUGCCUAGAUCCCCAGAGACACGCUGACUUUUGAGGUGGGGUUCAGGCUAUGUUGCUGUGUGUGAUAGUUUAUUGUAAUGGUGGAACUUGAUAUAAGUGAGUAUUGUGUUGUUUUGGGAAUUUACAUUUCAGUUUUAAGACUUAAAUACAGAUUUAUUGAGUUCGGUUUUUUUUUUUUGUUAUUGUUUGGUUACCAUAUUUAGAAUUUAAAUUAUGAUCGUUAAUUCUGAUAUUUUGAAAACUCACAUGUAAACCUUCAAAUUGCUGUUAUCAAUGUAAAAUAUUUUAAUGCAGUUGACAGGUGUAGUUAAAGUAUUAGGGCUGAAACACAGUGAUUUGCUGACUCUUGUGGUAUUUGUUUUCUUUAGCCUUAUAAGAAGCAUCACUAAAAGGGUUAGUGGAGAGUGUGAUUCUCGGUGUCACUGUGACUAUCAUAGAUUAUCAUCAUAACUGUAAAGCCCAUUUGCUUGUUUAAAACA
Molecule: messenger RNA, 3456 nt
Organism: Mesocricetus auratus (golden hamster)
Lineage: Eukaryota; Metazoa; Chordata; Mammalia; Rodentia; Cricetidae
Gene: Nhlrc2
Product: NHL repeat containing 2
Exons: 11
Coding region: 98-2275 (725 amino acids)
Molecular function (GO): protein binding
Source: RefSeq, a predicted model, not a curated record